Molecule: messenger RNA, 1335 nt
Organism: Prosopis cineraria
Lineage: Eukaryota; Viridiplantae; Streptophyta; Magnoliopsida; Fabales; Fabaceae
Product: adenosylhomocysteinase-like
Exons: 5
Coding region: 1-1335 (444 amino acids)
Biological process (GO): L-methionine cycle
Cellular component (GO): cytosol
Molecular function (GO): adenosylhomocysteinase activity
Source: RefSeq, a predicted model, not a curated record
AUGGGACCAUCAUUUGUGUCUUUUUCACGCUCUGACCGCCGAGAGAUCGAGCGUGCAGAGGCGAGAUUGCCGGAGAUCAUAAAUUUCCGUCGCUGUCACAUCUCCUCCCAACCUUACAAAGGCAAAAGAAUAACCCUUAUACUUAACGUAACAGCUGAAACAGCUGUUAUAAUCCAAACCUUCACUCUUCUCGGCGCAAGUGUUCGUGUUUGUUCAUCAGGUAGCUGGUCCAUCAUAAGGGACGAUAUUGUAGUUGCAAUCACCUGUAAGGGCAUUCCCAUCUUUGCUAAACAAGACCAGACUCUUGAAGAGCACAGACUCUUUAUGAACCUUGCACGAGAUUGGGGUUCUUAUUCUCCUGAUGUGAUCAUCUGCGACAGGCUUCUGGAUUUUGAGCAUGAUAUCAUUGAAAAUUUUACUCUUAGGAACGAGAACAAGUGGAUUGUAACUGAUUUUGAGUUCUUGUACUCAUUGGCACUCGCAGCAUGCAAUUCGUCCCACGCUAUCAAUGGAAGAGGUCUCAAUUAUGACCCUGAGGUCCCUCAGUUGCACAGCCAUCGCUACUCCUUGCCUGGGCUUUUGAAGAGAGCCACCAAGGGCAAUGUUGCGGGGAAGAAAGUUGCCCUUUUGGGUUAUAGUGACGCCGGAAAGGAAUGUGCUGCUGUCCUGAUGAAUGCCGGAGCUAAUGUGGCAGUGAUCGCCCAUCAUGAAAAUGCUUUCUCCGACUUUGACAUCGUUGUUUACUCCGGUGUUGGCCACGGCGGCAAUGACCUUGUUAUCAAGGUUGACUAUAUGAAGUGUAUGAAAAACGGUACAAUCGUGUGCAACAUAGGUGGCUUCGCCGGCAAAGGAAUCGACAUGCGAGGACUUCAAGAUUAUCCUGGUGUGGAGUGCCUCAGCGAGGACCAGGAAAUGGAAAAGUGGGUCUUUCUAGAUCAUGGAACUAGCAUCAUCGUAUUAGCCCAAGGACGACCCAUGGAGUUGUUUUGUACGGAGGUACUUGAACUCCGAACAAAACCCGAGUACUUUUACAGAAAUGGAUGGGAGUUGAUUCGGAACAACAGAGACGAUUUGGUGUCAAUCAUUCGAGUGGCUUCUCGGCUUUUCGAAGCUUCCAAUGUGAACCAGAGACGCUGCUUUGGCUCUCUCGAAUGGUUCACUGUUUAUGGGACCAUCAACAAUCUUAGAAGACCUUUCGAGAACCAAGGGAAGAGGAAGUCCGUAAUCGACACAGCUGUUUUGGACUUCACUGUCGACGGAGGGCUGAGGGCUGAGGGCGGAGGGCGUGGGGAGAACGAGAGCCGAAGGUGUGAUAAAAGAAAGGCGUCGCCAUAA